Molecule: messenger RNA, 2961 nt
Organism: Argentina anserina (silverweed cinquefoil)
Lineage: Eukaryota; Viridiplantae; Streptophyta; Magnoliopsida; Rosales; Rosaceae
Exons: 3
Coding region: 1-762 (253 amino acids)
Molecular function (GO): polysaccharide binding
Source: RefSeq, a predicted model, not a curated record
AUGGGGUUGACACUAAGACAUAUAGUCUCAAGUACUGUACCCCAUCUUCCUGCGGAAAUAUCACAGUACUACCCUUUUCGACUGAAGCAGGAUGCAAAGCGUUGUGGGAAGGCCGAGUUUACUCUGUUAUGCGAGAACAACAUCACAGUACUAGACGUACCUUCUCUAAAAUAUCAUGUACAGGCAAUCGACUACAAUAACCGCACAAUCCGAGUCGUGGAUCCUGGCUUUCAGAAAAACAAUUGUUCCUCCACUCCUGUUAAUUCUCCAACAGAAUAUGGUCCCUUCCCUCAUUCAUCACCAUAUUAUGUUGAUUCUGAUCUCUCAUGCCCUAUAUACUUCCUCAAGUGCUCAGAGCCUGUCAAUAUUUCUACUUAUAUAGACACUGCUGCAUGCACUGAUACUAUUACCAGCAGUACUGGUACUUUUUCUUCUUUGUCCCAAUCCAGAACAUAUGGUUAUGUCAUAAUUGGUGACAUGACAUCAGGAGACGUGGAGGAGGGUUGCAGCUUGGAGUGGAAGGCAUUCAUACUUAUCAGUGGGAACUACUCCAACUACAGAGACAUAAAAGGAACACUGAAUUCGUUGACGUAUGGCUUUGAGGUUGGAUAUUACUUUCCGUGGCAGAGCCAGAAUUGCCAAUGGAGCAUGAAUUACAAAUGUUUUCCUCACACCGUCGCAGGUUCGUUCCAUUGUAAAUAUUUGUGCUCUCUUCAGCUAUUCAUUACUUACUUCAUACAUCCAUUAUUGUUUUGCCUUUGAUUGGAUUCAAGAAAACUGGAAAACUUCCUUAUUGCUCGUCUUCUCCAGAAUAUAUACACAAUUCUGAAAUUGAGCACAAGGCAGAGACCUCCUUUUUAGCCCCAACAUCUCAAAACAAAUCUUUUCUUCAAAACUAAACUGAAUUCGCGACCACCUUAAACCAGAAACUAAGAGGAAGUCGAUUUUCAUUCAUACCUUGUGACUGUUUGCUCAAGAAUUCUAGAACUCCGACAGCUUCUCUUGUAGAUCGAGCGAUAUAAAGUCUUUGCAGUGAUAUAAACAUGAUGAAUAGGUAUCAUUGAAAAUAAGUGUUAUUUGUUUCAAUUUUAAGUAGGAGAAGUUGCCGCUGAGUGGGUUGACUAUAGAGACGCAAGAUCGAUCUCAAAUUGUUUCCAGAAGAAAUGGGCAAAUGGCGAUAAAGUCAUUUUCAAUUGUUUAUUUCGCAUAGUCAUUUAAUAAAUAUUAAUUUCCAUGUCAUUCUCACAUCAUAUUAGAAAUCAAUUCCAAACUAUAAAACACUUAAAUCUUAGGAAAAAAUUCCAUAUUUUUAACCCCAUUUUGUGACCAUUCAAUCUAAAAGUAUUUAAUAUUAUUUGAUCAAACAACACAAAAUAAUAAUUUUUUAUAUUUUUUAGAUAUUAUACCAUGAUUUGUUUAAACACUAAUAGAAAUUAACAUUAAUCGUAAUGAAGCGUUUCUUCAAUUGUCAUCAUUUAAUUAAAAUUGGGUUUUCACAAAGUUAACAAAAGUGAAACCAAUAAAAUCAUUUGAUAAAUAGUUUAAAAUAACAUAGGAUAAAACUAUCAAACAGUAAAAGUAAAAUAUUAAAACUGUAACUUUUUACCAGGGGUAGUAUAGUAAUUUGAUGCUGGUAAAAUAGUAGAAAGAUAAAAGUAAAAAUCCAAUUUUCUACCCUCACUCCAAUUAGUUUCCCGAUACUAAACCUUACUCCGAUCACUUCUAAAUUCAACAUGCAAUACUUCCAACAACUCCACAACAACACCAAUAAGCUUAAGUCAAUAAAACAGAGACCCAAGGAUUGAAUUUUUACCUCAGAUGAACCUAAAAGUGGAAAGACGGUGCCGCUGUGCUUCUAAUCUCCAAGUCCGAGUUGCUUCAAUCUUUAAAGAACAUCUACGGACACUCGACUGAUAUCCAUUGUUCCAACUUAGCCACCAAUAGUCAUCUCAACAAACAGGACGUCAGAAAGGAGGUCGCCAAGUUGGGUUUCUCGGCAAGACACGAAACAGAGAAGAAAAGAAAGGUAGACUUAGAAUUUCAUCCCAACAAGAAUCGAUGAAGAACAUAAUUUGGGAAUAAAGAUGAUCAACUGGGCUUACCAAUAGAGAGUUGAUUUUUUAUCGGAGCCUAUAGCUAUCGCAGAGAAGAAGAAAGAUGAAGAUGGUGCAGUGGAGACGACGACAUGGCAGAGAAUGAGAAGACCAUGAUUAGACUCUGAUUACAGAAAUCGAAUGAAUGAUUGAGUUGGGUAUAAAAAUGAGAGGCUAAGCGUACCAAUAUACGACGAAGGAGCUCACCGCAGCUCGCAAAAGAGUUUAGCAUAAAAAUGAGAGUCCAAGAUUGAACUCACUGUUCUAAAUUUCUCUGUCAUCGAAAACGUGGGUGAAUGGAUGAUUGAUAGACAUGGUUUUUUUAAGGGAGAUGAGACGGUCACGAAUAUAUUGUAGCAUGUACCAGACCUCACUGGACGGCGGCGGCAAAAGGCUGAGAAAAGAAGAUAAAUAAGAGGAUGGUUAUAACAGCACUAUGGUGUAUACAAAUGAAACCAAGUGAUCGUCCUUCAAUAAAAAAAAAUCAUAGAGAUGCUCGAGGGAGAUGUUGAAAAUCUACAAUUGCUGCCCAAGCACCCAACAUAGAUGCAUGUCGCCGACCAAACAGAUAAUAAUUUGAAUCCAGCAUGCUCGAAUGUGGAGUUAACAGUGACAUUCUCAGCUCGAUGAUGACCACUGUUUGAAGAAUGUAAACAUAUUUUUUUUUUUACUUUCCUUCUUUUUAGUAGAAAUGACUGUUGGAGGUGAGGACUAAAACUACUACACCAACCAUAGAUGGAAAUCCCGAACUGAUCUUUAUGUACGUAUCUCAUAAUAAUUGUAAGGUUUUCCUAACUAUAAUACUGCUCCAUUGUAAGAAUUGUUAUUGUAGUAUUUAUUCAAGUCAGAGUGUCAGACUCAGAACGUU